UUUUCCGGCACAUCCUUAAUUGAGUGAGCUGUAACUGUGCAGCCUCGUCCAUAAAAGGACAAGAAUCGCGAGCGCAACAAGAUUACACGUAUACUCCCAGUACUUCCCAUUUGCACGAGGCUGAGCGUAGAAGAGGUGAAGGUGAUGGAGGACUCCUGCAUGCUGGAGGAGGUGAAGGUGGUGGAGUGCUGCAUGGUGACGCCCAGCGAGGAGAUGCCCAGGCGCGGACUCUGGCUCUCCCGGCUCGACCUCAUGAUGGUCAACAGGGGCCACACACCGAACGUCUACUUCUACCACUCCGCCUCCGGCGACGGCUUCUUCGACGUGGCCAGGCUGAAGGCCGCGAUGGCCAAGGCCCUGGUCCCCUUCUACCCCCUCGCGGGCCGUCUGGGCGUUGAUGGUGAUGGCCGGCCAGAGAUCGACUGCACUGGACAAGGUGCGCGCUUCGUGGUCGCUCGCUCGGAACUCGCCGCCGACGACUUCAGCGCCCGCCAGCCGUCGCCAGAGCUGAGGAGGCUCUUCGUCCCCGGGGACAUCGACGACGUCAUGCUCGCCGUCCAGGUGACCUUCUUCAAGUGUGGUGGGGUGGCCCUAGGCACGGCGCUGCACCACGUCGCCAUCGACGCCCUAAGCGCGGUCCACUUCAUCCAGACGUGGUCCGCCUUCUCCAGAGACGGGGCCAGCGACGGUGCUGGAGCAGCCGCGGCGGCGCUGGAGCUGCCAUGGCACGACCGCACCCUCCUCCGCGCACGCUCCCCGCCACGCGUCAUCAACCCCGACGCUCUCUCCGUGUUCUUGCCCCUCAAAAACGACCCAAACAUACCCUUGCCGGAACCGUCUGGAGCUGCCGUCAACGAGAUUUUUGUUCUUUCCAAAGACCACGUCGCCGCUCUGAAGCGUGCCUGCGGUGGCGCGAGCACGUUCUGCGCCCUCAGCGCCCACGUGUGGCGCUGCAUGUGCGCCGCUCGGCGGCUGCCGACGGACGCCGAGACGCGGCUCACCUUCCCGGCUAACUUCCGGCGCAGCCUGAGGCCGCCGCUCCCGGCACGCUACUUCGGCAACGGGAUAAUCAUGGUGGGCACCGCCUGCAAGGUGCGGGACGUCGUCGCGGACGGCUUGGAGGACCAGGCGCCGCUGGCCCCCGUCGCCGGACGGAUCAGGGACGCCGUCCGCGGGCUGGACGACGAGCUGGUGCGCUCCACGAUCGACUACCUGGAGACGGCGCCAACUAUGCCUGCGGCGCGCAGCAUGCCGGCGACGGAGCUGAGGAUUAACAGCUGGCUGGGCAUGCCGGUGUACGACGCGGAUUUCGGGUGGGGGAAGCCGCUAGCAAUGCAGCGCGCCGUGCAGCAGCGAGCAGGGCUCGUCUACCUCGCCGACAACGGCGAGGACGGGGGCGUGCGAGUCCUCGUGUCCGAGCCUUCCUCGGUUCUCGAGGAGCUCCGGGGCCUGCUGUACGCCAAGAUCUGAUGCAGUAGUUUAGUUCUGCAUUUAUUUCCGCGUUUGUUUCGCGUGCCGUAGACGUUAAAUGGUUCUCGAGAACCAUCGAUCCCCACGCCAAAAUAAUGCUAGUGUCUCCUCGGUUUUAUGUUUCAAAGCAUUCUGAAUAAAAUAAGGGCGAAUAAAAUAAGGGCGUGUCUAGCUGGCGGCCAGGGGCUCGUUAACGUUCGCGAGCGAGCGGAUAAAAAAAGUAAGCGCCUGUCUGGUCUAGAAAAGUAAUAUGUCUAGUCUUUAUGCUAUGUGGUAUCUUUUCACGUGAUGGUUGU
Messenger RNA from Triticum urartu, 1766 nucleotides. RefSeq names its product putrescine hydroxycinnamoyltransferase 1-like. NCBI's taxonomy places the organism in Eukaryota, Viridiplantae, Streptophyta, Magnoliopsida, Poales, Poaceae. Gene Ontology annotation, molecular function: acyltransferase activity, transferring groups other than amino-acyl groups. The record is from RefSeq and is a predicted model, not a curated record.